Haliotis rubra (blacklip abalone) is the source of this 1776-nucleotide messenger RNA. RefSeq lists its product as uncharacterized. Bases 77 to 904 code for a protein of 275 amino acids. NCBI's taxonomy places the organism in Eukaryota, Metazoa, Mollusca, Gastropoda, Lepetellida, Haliotidae. The transcript has 8 exons. The record is from RefSeq and is a predicted model, not a curated record.
UUCUUAGCAUCAUCUGUGUACAUGUGUACAUGUAUGUGAAUAGAUAACGGUUGCGAACAUUACUCAACACUGGAUCAUGUCAGCCACGAUGUUCAUGGCUUGGCGAGUCAUAUGCCUGGCAGCGUGUCUUCUCCAGACUGCCGUACUUAUGGAGAUCCAGACGAGUAGAGCCUGUUAUGGUGCUGUUGGCCUUCCCUGCACUAAGCACAGCAUCAGAUGCAACCCCACCCAGAAGAUCGCCAUCGUUGACGCCUACUUCACCUUCAACAGAGAAUGUGGUACAGGUAUCAAUAACUGCCAAGCUGUAAACCCUGACAAUGUGACAGUAAGUAGACGCAGUCUCACCUUCGACAAAACCGAGCUCAUCUCCCUCUACAACAACUGUUCUACAGAGAACCAAUGUGGGUAUCAGGCUCCCCGGAGUGAUGCAGCCGAUACAUUCUCCCUUGUCAAAUAUCUGUGCAUUGAAGGAGAUUCAAUUACACCCAUCGAUGAAGCCUCACAACGGAAUGCAUCUGAAACCACUAUCAUCUACAAGCAUACAGAUGACAUACCCAGUUCCAAGCAUACUUGUACAAUUCAGUCACAGAUGCCUGUAAAUAUCACCGCUCUUGAUAUACGUCUUGGAGAUGGGAAUGAACCCGAAAGGUGUUCCCGUUUGACCAUUACUAUGACACCGUAUUCCUGCUCAGACGAGAUUUGGCCCUAUAAACAGCUCCAAACAAUUCAAUCACCUGGACAGUCACACAUUACACUUGCAGUUACGGAAGGAACACGACCAGUUGUUUGGCUUGGAAUCGCUUCCACAAGAAACUUCGUUAUCAAUUGCAGUACUACAGUUUUGAUUCGACCAACUGUGACAGCUCAGAUUCUGGCAUCCAGUAGUGUGACAGUGGGGGAGUAGAACAGACAGUACAUCAACAACAGGAGAGGUCACAACUUUUCCAAAUAAGGAUCGACUUCCCGUAUCCUCCCCUUCACGAUUCCCAGCUGGUGUGUUUAUGGGAGGGGUGGCUGCCGGAGCUGUUAUUGUCAUCCUGGUCGGUCUUGCAGUGUACGUCCUCGUUAUCAGACGUCGGUACGAUCUGACUGCGAAGAAACAAGGAGACACUCCAGCUUCUGUUGAACACCCCACUUACUCCGGCCUGUUAGCUGAGGCUGAUGCCAACAAUUAUGCCAUUAUCGAACAGACCUCAAGAUCUCAAGAGGAUACUACACAUGGGCCAACGGCUACUCCAGAUUACCAAAACAUCUGAUUUACCUACAUUAUCCAUUUCAUCAGUCACGAAUUUGUAAAAGUAACACAGCCAGGGUAAUUAUACUUUGUAAUUAUCUUACAGUUAUCCUGAAGCUGAUACAAUGUGUGUGUUCAGAUACGAAACUGGUGAGUGGUGUGGAUUGAGACACGUUAAAACUGACUGUUUUUAUACAAGUGACUAUCCAGAAGGUGUUGGCUUUUACAGUAAGUAGACUGUACUACCUACUGUCCAUCGAACUUAAAUAUUCUUAGUAGUUAUACUUCUUAAUUUUCGAUACUUGUGUGUCCUUAUAUAGUGAUGUUAUAUCUGCAGGGCAGCUCAUUGUUUUCAUUUUGAUUGUAUAGACCUACCCAUAGCAAAUGGAUAAGAAGGAGAGAUACAUGCAUACGUCUGGUAUAUACAGCGUGAACAAUAGCCAGGUUGAUAUUGUCGCUUUGAUGAAAACUGUUCCUGCCAUGUGUACUGUAAACUCAAAUGUUAUAUCUACAAUAUAUGUGUCGAUGUGACACCUGUCUUC